CUGCGAAAACAUCGAUGCACGCGCUGCUUCGACCCGAAAAGUGUGGUAUUUGCCCAGCGAUUGAUCUCAAAGUGCGGUAAAAAGUAUAAAUUAUACCAAAAACAAUAUACCAAGUGCAUUGACGCAUUUUUCGAGCACUGCGCUGGUGCCUCAUACAUGUUCGCUGGUCUCGGGCGGCUCUUACGAAAAUGUCUAGUGAAAUGAACGACGAGGCUGAGGUAUACAAACUGUGGCACAUUCGGAAGACUUUGUUCGAAAUGAGCCACGAUCGCGGCUAUUUGGUGACGUCGGCCGAGCUGGACCAGACGGUGGAGCAGUUCACGGAGCUGUUCGGCGACAAGCCGAGCGAGCAGAGGCCGAUGCGGUCCGACCUCACUAUGUUGCUGAGCCACGCCGAUGAUCCGAAGAACCGGAUGUUGGUGUUCUUCCCCGAGGAGCCGAAGGUCGCCGUCAAGACCAUCAAAGCGUACGCCCACCGUAUGGAGGGCGAGGGUAUUCAUCGGGCCAUCCUUGUGGUCCGGGACUGCUUGACGCCCCCGGCCAAGCAGUCGAUAAUGGCCAUGGCCCCCCUGUACAUUAUGGAACAGUUUCUGGAGUCCGAAUUGACCAUCAACGUCACGAAGCACGAGCUGGUGCCGCAGCAUGUGGUACUGUCGGAUGUGGAGAAGAAGCAGCUCUUCCGUUGCUACCGGCUGAAGGAGAGCCAGAUGAUGCGGAUGCUGUCCAGCGAUCCAGUGGCCCGUUACUACGGCCUCAAGCCGGGCCAAGUGGUGAAGAUCGUCCGUGCCUCGGAGUCGGCCGGUAAAUACAUCUCCUACCGCAUCGUCUGCUGAAUGACGGAUCAUCAAAUUGCCGUGCCGUUGUAAUUUCAAUAAACAUAUUCAAUAAAAGGCGUUUCAAGAGUA
Messenger RNA from Drosophila pseudoobscura, 905 nucleotides. RefSeq names its product DNA-directed RNA polymerases I, II, and III subunit RPABC1-like. The record is from RefSeq and is a predicted model, not a curated record. Lineage: Eukaryota; Metazoa; Arthropoda; Insecta; Diptera; Drosophilidae. Gene Ontology annotation, cellular component: RNA polymerase II, core complex; RNA polymerase I complex; RNA polymerase III complex. The transcript is spliced from 3 exons. Gene Ontology annotation, molecular function: DNA binding. Gene Ontology annotation, biological process: DNA-templated transcription. Bases 189 to 833 code for a protein of 214 amino acids.